Molecule: messenger RNA, 1533 nt
Organism: Rhodamnia argentea
Lineage: Eukaryota; Viridiplantae; Streptophyta; Magnoliopsida; Myrtales; Myrtaceae
Product: L-2-hydroxyglutarate dehydrogenase, mitochondrial
Exons: 5
Coding region: 44-1300 (418 amino acids)
Cellular component (GO): mitochondrion
Molecular function (GO): (S)-2-hydroxyglutarate dehydrogenase activity; (S)-2-hydroxy-acid oxidase activity
Source: RefSeq, a predicted model, not a curated record
GUGCAAGAGUGACGAACGACCGGAAGAGCAAUCCAAGGGAGAAAUGCUGGGGCGUUCGGCGCGAAGCGUUGGCAAAGUUCUGAAGACCGCCGAGCUCACCAGAAGCUUCGCCUCCGUCGAGAAGGCGGACUGCGUGGUGAUCGGGGCGGGCGUCGUCGGAUUGGCUGUCGCGAGGCAGCUUGCCGCCCUCGGAGGCCGAGACGUCCUGGUGCUCGAGUCGGCGCCGGCCUUCGGGACCGGCACGAGCUCUCGCAACAGCGAGGUCAUCCAUGCCGGCAUAUAUUACCCUCCCGAUUCUCUCAAGGCGGCGUUUUGCGUGAGGGGGAGGGAGUUGCUGUACAAGUACUGCUCUGAGCGUGGAAUUCCCCAUAGGCAGAUUGGGAAGCUCAUAGUUGCUACUGGGCCUCCGGAGGUUCCGAAGCUGAGCAAUUUAAUGAACCACGGAGUUCGUAAUGGAGUUGAUGGUUUGAGGAUGAUGGAUGGUGCUGAAGCCAUGAGGAUGGAACCUGAACUUCAAUGUUUGAAGGCCUUGUUUUCCCCUGUUUCUGGCAUCGUCGACUCGCAUUCAUUGAUGCUAUCGCUAGUGGGAGAAGCUGAAAGUCACGGAGCGACAUUCUCUUACAAUACUACUGUGGUUGGUGGUCAUCUUGAAGGCAAUUCUUUGCACCUCCAUGUUUGUGAGACCAAAAAUCUUGAUGAACAUGGGAGUGGACAGUUUCCUCUCGGACCUGAACUUAUACUGGUACCAAAGGUUGUUGUCAACUCAGCAGGCUUAAGCGCUCCACUCCUGGCAAAGAGAUUUCAUGGUCUUAAUGGUCAAGCAAUUCCUCCAGCAUAUUUUGCUCGCGGUCAUUACUUUGCCCUUGCAAGCACUAAGAACCGCCCAUUCCAGCAUUUGAUAUAUCCAAUUCCUGAGGAUGGUGGCCUUGGCGUGCACGUAACCCUUGAUUUGAAUGGUCAAGUAAAGUUUGGCCCGGAUGUUGAAUGGAUUAAGGGUGUGGAUGAUGUUUCAAGCUUCCUAAACAGGUUUGACUAUUCUGUAUCUGCAAGCCGCGCAGAGAGAUUUUAUCCGGCCAUCAGAAAGUACUACCCAAACCUCAAGGAGGGUUCUUUGGAGCCAGGUUAUUCGGGGAUUAGGCCAAAACUUUCAGCUCCUCGACAGCCUACCAAUGAUUUUGUGGUACAGGGGGAGGAGAUUCACGGGGUACCUGGACUGGUUAAUCUCUUUGGGAUCGAGUCACCUGGUUUGACUUCAAGCAUGGCGAUAGCAGAACAUAUUGUUGCCAAAUUCUUGACAUGAUAAUAAAGGUGCGGAAGAUGAGGUGCUGGUCAUAGAAGUUGGCUGUUCCAGCCAUUGUGGCUUUUGAACCUUCAAUCUCGACUUAGUUUAUGGGGGACUCUUGAAUAUCUGCAGAUUUUGUAAGCUUGUAUCCCUAUAGUCGAGCUUUCCAGAGAUUGGGUAGCCCUCUCCGUUACUUGAUCGACCCCUUGGUGAAAGAGGACAUGUUGUAUGGGCCAUGCUCAACGUGUCAU